UAUUCUCUAACCUUUUUAUUAUUCACCGUCUGGCAUGGACUUAUGCAGUCUUUAAGUCUAAGUGGGGUGGUAAAAAAAUUUUAUGAAGUCAAGUAGCAGUAAGUUGACUGAUGUGGACACGUUUGUUACUGGGUACUUUCUGAUAUGCCUCGGAGACUCUGUUUGAUAUUUGUUUAUAUUGACAAAUUGUUGAUUUCUGUUAGCAUGCUAAAGUAACAUGCGUCAAGUACCAAAAUAUGACUGAGGUGUGUACAUACAAAAUUAGCUAAAAAUAAAUAACGUUACAUAUCAAUCGUCCGGUAAUAAAACUUUAGACGCGGAGAUGUGUACCUGUAAAAUUGGCAAAAGGGCUAGCAUGCUAAUGGUUGUGCCGUUAAAAAUCGUAAUAUUGGCAUGCUAAAAUGCUAGCAUUUUAAAAUGCUAGCAUUAGCAUGCUAACAGUAUGACGUUAACAAUAGUAUGAUUACAAAUGAAUUACCAAAAUAUGACACUGACACUAUAUGCUUGUGAAUUUGGUUAAAAAAAAAUCUUAAUAGCAUGCUAAAAUGCUAACCGUAACAUGCGUCAAGUACCAAAAUAUGACUGAGGUGUAAACAUACAAAAUUAGCUAAAGAAAUAAAUAACGUUACUUAUCAACCGUCCGGUAACAAAAUAUUAGACGCGGAGAUGUAUACCUGUAAAAUUAGCAACAACAAAAAAAAGCUAGCAUGCUAACAGUAUGAUGCUAACAAUAGUAUGAUUACAGAUAGCAUUAGUAUUACUACCAAAAUAUGACCCUGACAAUAUAUGCCUGUGAAUUUGGUUAAAUAAAAGCUAAUAUUAGCAUGCUAAAAUGCUAACCGUAACAUGCGUCUAAUGCUAAAAAAAAAAAAAAAAAAAAGGCUUGUAAAAUAACAUUAGGUAUAUAUCGUCCGGUACUAAAAUAUUAGAUGCGGAGAUGUAUACCUGUAAAAUUGGCAAAAGGGCUUGCAUGCUAACAGUUGUGCUGUUAAAAAUCGUAAUAUUGGCAUGCUAAAAUGCUAACUGCAACAUGCGUCAAGUACCAAAAAAAAAAGCUAGCAUGCUAACAGUAUGACGCUAACAAUAGUAUGAUUACAGAUCCAUCCAUCCAUCCAUUUCCUACCGCUUAUUCCCUUUCGGGGUCGCAGGGAUUACCAAAAUAUGACACUGACACUAUAUGCUUGUGAAUUUGGUUAAAAAAAAAAUCUUAAUAAUAGCAUGCUAAAAUGCUAACUGUAACAUGCGUCAAGUACUAAAAUAUGACUGAGGUGUAUGCAUACAAAAUUAGCUAAAAAAAUAAAUAAACAAAUAACGUUAUGUAUCAAUCGUCCGGUAACAAAAUAUUAGACGCGGAGAUGUAUACCUGUAAAAUUAGCAACAAAAAAAAGCUAGCAUGCUAACAGUACGAUACUAGCCCGCUCAAAUCUUAAAAUUAGCAUGCUAAAAUGCUACCUGUAACAUGCGUCAAGUACCAAAAUAUGACUGAGGCGUAUACAUACAAAAUUAGCUAAAGAAAUAAAUAACGUUACUUAUCAACCAUCCAGUAACCAAAUAUUAGACGCAGAGAUGUAUACAUGCAUAAUUAGCAACAAAAAAAAAGCUAGCAUGCUAACAGUAUGAUGCUAACAAUAGUAUGAUUACAGAUAGCAUUAGUAUUAUUACCAAAAUAUGACACUGACAAUAUAUGCCUGUAAACUUGGUUAAAAAAAAACAACUAAUAUUAGCAUGCUAUAAUGCUCACCGUAACAUGCGCCAAAAGCUAAAAAAAAAAAAAAAAAAAGCUUGUAAAAUAUAUAUCGUCCGGUACUAAAAUAUUAGAAUAUUAGAUGCGGAGAUGCAUACCUGUAAAAUUGGCAAAAGUGCUAGCAUGCUUACGGUUGUGCCGUUAAAAAUCGUAAUAUUGGCAUGCUAAAAUGCUAACUGCAACAUGCGUCAAGUACCCAAAAAAAAGCUUGCAUGCUAACAGUAUGACGCUAACAAUAGUAUGAUUACAGAUGAAUUACCAAAAUAUGACACUGACACUAUAUGGUUGUCAAUUUGGUUAAAAAAAAUCUUAAUAAUAGCAUGCUAAAAUGCAAAUUGUAACAUGCGUCAAGUACCAAAAUAUGACUGAGGUGUAUGCAUUCAAAAUUCGCUAAAAAAAUAAAUAAACAAAUAACGUUACGUAUCAAUCGUCCGGUAAAAAAAUAUUAGACGCGGAGAUGUAUACCUGUAAAAUUAGCACAAAAAAAAAAAGCUAGCAUGCUAACAGUACGAUGCUAACAAUAGUAUGAUUACAGAUAGCAUUAGUAUUAUUAGCAAAAUAUGACACUGACAAUAUUUGCCUGUAAACUUGGUUAAAAAAAAAAACAAUAUUAGCAUGCUAAAAUGCUAACUGUAACAUGCGCCAAAAGCUAAAAAAAAAACAAAGCUUGUAAAAUAACGUUAGGUAUAUAUCGUCCGGUACUAAAAUAUUACAUGCGGAGAUAUAUACCUGUAAAAUUGGCAAAAGGGCUAGCAUGCUUACGGUUGUGCCGUUAAAAAUCGUAAUAUUGGCAUGCUAAAAUGCUAACUGCAACAUGCGUCAAGUACCAAAAAAAAAGCUAGCAUGCUAACAGUAUGACGCUAACAAUAGUAUGAUUACAGAUGAAUUACCAAAAUAUGACACUGACACUACAUGGUUGUGAAUUUGGUUAGUAAAAAUCUUAAUAAUAGCAUGCUAAAAUGCUAACUGUAACAUGCCUCAAGUACCAAAAUAUGACUGAGGUGUAGGCAUUCAAAAUUAGCUAAAAAAAAUAAAUAAAUAACGUUACGUAUCAAUCGUCCGGUAACAAAAUAUUAGACGCGGAGAUGUAUACCUGUAAAAUUAGCAACAACAAAAAAAAGCUAGCAUGCUAACAGUAUGAUGCUAACAAUAGUACGAUUACAGAUAGCAUUAGUAUUAUUACCAAAAUAUGACACUGACAAUAUUUGCCUGUAAACUUGGUUAAAAAAAACAAAACAAUAUUAGCAUGCUAAAAUGCUAACUGUAACAUGCGCCAAAAGCUAAAAAAAAAAAAAAAAACAAAGCUUGUAAAAUAACGUUAGGUAUAUAUCGUCCGGUACUAAAAUAUUAGAUGCGGAGAUGUAUACCUGUGAAAUUGGCAAAUGGGCUAGCAUGCUUACGGUUGUGCCGUUAAAAAUCGUAAUAUUGACAUGCUAACUGCAACAUGCGUCAAGUACCAAAAAAAAAGCUAGCAGGCUAACAGUAUGACGCUAACAAUACUAUGAUUACAGAUGAAUUACCAAAAUAUGACACUGACACUAUAUGCUUGUGAAUUUGGUUAAAAAAAAAUCUUAAUAAUAGCAUGCUAAAAUGCUAACUGUAACAUGCGUCAAGUACCAAAAUAUGACUGAGGUGUAAACAUACAAAAUUAGCUAAAAAAAUAAAUAAACAAAUAACGUUACGUAUCUAUCAUCCGGUACCAAAAUAUUAGACGCGGAGAUGUAUACCUGUAAAAUUAGCCACAAAAAAAAAGCUAGCAUGCUAACAGUACGAUACUAGCUGGCUAAAAUCCUAAUAUUAGCAUGCUAAAAUGCUACCUGCAACAUGUGUCAAGUACCAAAAUAUGACUGAGGUGUAUACAUACAAAAUUAGCUAAAAAAAUAAAUAACGUUACUUAUCAACCGUCCAGUAACCAAAUAUUGGACGCGGAGAUGUAUAGCUGUAAAAUUAGCAACAACAACAAAAAAAAGCUAGCAUGCUAACAGUAUGAUGCUAACAAUAGUAUGAUUACAGAUAGCAUUAGUAUUAUUACCAAAAUAUGACACUGAGAAUAUUUGCCUGUAAACUUGGUUAAAAAAACCCAACUAAUAUUAGCAUGCUAAAAUGCUAACUGUAACAUGCACCAAAAGCUAAAAAAAAACAAAAACAAAGCUUGUAAAAUAAUGUUAGGUAUAUAUCGUCCGGUACUAAAAUAUUAGAUGCGGAGAUGUAUACCUGUAAAAUUGGCAAAAGGGCUAGCAUGCUAACGGUUGUGCCGUUAAAAAUCGUAAUAUUGGCAUGCUAAAAUGCUAACUGCAACAUGCGUCAAGUACCCAAAAAAAAAGCUAGCAUGCUAACAGUAUGACGCUAACAAUAGUAUGAUUACAAAAGAAUGACCAAAAUAUGACACUAUAUGCUUGUCAAUUUGGUUAAAAAAAAUCUUAAUAAUAGCAUGCUAAAAUGCUAACUGUAACAUGCUUGACGUACCAAAAUAUGACUGAGGUGUAUGCAUACAAAAUUAGCUAAAAAAAUAAAUAAACAAAUAACAUUACGUAUCAAUCGUCCGGUAACAAAAUAUUAGACGCGGAGAUGUAUACCUGUAAAAUUAGCAACAAAAAAAAGCUAGCAUGCUAACAGUACGAUACUAGCCGGCUAAACUCCUAAUAUUAGCAUGCUAAAAUGCUACCUGUAACAUGUGUCAAGUACCAAAAUAUGACUGAGGUGUAUACAUACAAAAUUAGCUAAAAAAAUAAAUAAAGUUACGUAUCAACCGUCCAGUAACCAAAUAUUAGACGCGGUGAUGUAUACCUGUAAAAUUAGCAACAACAAAAAAAGCUAGCAUGCUAACAGUAAGAUGCUAACAAUAGUAUGAUUACAGAUAGCAUUCGUGAAUUACCAAAAUAUGAGACUGACACUAUAUGCUUGUGAAUUUGGUUGAACUGUUUUUUUAAUAUUAGCAUGAUAAAACGCUAACUGUAACAUGCGUGUAAUGCGAAAAAAAAAAGCUUACAAAAUUACGUUACAGUAUCAAUCGUCCGGUACCAAAAUAUUAUACGCGGCGGUGUAUACCUGAAAAAUUGGCAAAAAGGCUAGCCGGCUAAAAUCUUAAUAUCAGCAUGCUAAAAUGCUACCUGUAACAUGUGUCAAGUACCAAAAUAUGACUGAGGUGUAUACAUACAAAAUUAGUUAAAAAAACAAAUAACGUUACUUAUCAAUCGUCCAGUAACCAAAUAUUAAACGCGGAGAUGUAUAGCUGUAAAAUUAGCAACAACAACAACAAAAAAGCUAGCAUGCUAACAGUAUGAUGCUAACAAUAGUAUGAUUACAGAUAGCAUUAGUAUUGUUACCAAAAUAUGACACUGGCAAUAUAUGCCUGUGAAUUUGGUUAAAUAAAAGGUAAUAUUAGCAUGCUAAAAUGCUAACCGUAACAUGCUAAAAUGCUACAAAAAAAAUAAAAAAUAAAAAAGCUUCUAAAAUAACGUUAGGUAUAUAUCGUCCGGUACCAAAAUAUUACAUGCGGAGAUGUAUACCUGUAAAAUUGGCAAAAAGGCUAGCAUGCUAAUGGUUGUGCCGUUAAAAAUCCUAAUAGUAGCAUGCUAAAAUGCUAACUGUAACUAGGUCAAGUACCAAAAUAUGACUGAGGUGUGUACAUAAAAAAUUAGCUAAAAAAAAAUCACGUUACGUAUCAAUCGUCUGGUAACAAAAUAUUAGACGCGGGGAUGUAUACCUCUAAAAUUAGCAACAACAAAAAAAGCUAGCAUGCAAACAGUACAAUGCUAACAAUAGUUUGAUUACAGAUAGCUUUCGUGAAUUACCAAAAUAAAACACUGACACUAAAUGCUUUGGUUGAACUUUUUUUUAAAUAUUAGCAUGCUAAAACGCUAACUGUAACAUGCGUCUAAUGCUAAAAAAAAAUAAAGCUUGCAAAAUUACGUUACAGUAUCUAUAGUCUGGUACCAAAAUAUCAUACGCGGCGGUGUAUACCUGUAAAAUUGGCAAAAAGGCUAGCCGGCUAAAAUCUUAAUAUUGGCAUGCUAAAAUGCUACCUGUAACAUGUGUCAAGUACCAAAAUAUGACUGAGGUGUAUACAUGAGAAAUUAGCUAAAAAAAUAAACAACGUUACUUAUCAAUCGUCCAGUAACCAAAUAUUAGACGCGGAGAUGUAUACCUGUAAAAUUAGCAACAACAACAAAAAAAAAGCUAGCAUGCUAACAGUAUGAUGCUAACAAUAGUAUGAUUACAGAUAGCAUUCAUAUUAUUACAGAAAUAUGACACUGCCACUAAAUGCCUGUGAAUUUGGUAGAAUUUUUUUUUUUAAUAUUAGCAUGCUAAAACGCUAACUGUAACAUGCGUCUAAUGCUAAAAAAAUAAAGCCUGCAAAAUUGCGUUACAGUAUCUAUAGUCUGGUACUAACAUACGCGGCGGUGUAUACCUGAAAAAUUGACAAAAAGGCUAACAUGCUAACGGUUAUGCUGUUAAAAAUCUUAAUAUUAGCAUGCUAAAAUGCGAACUGUAACUAGGUCAAGUACUAAAAUAUGACUGAGGUGUAUACAUACAUACAAAAGUUGCUAUAAAAUAAAUAACUUUACAUAUAAAUUGUCCGGUAAAAAAAAUAUUUGAAAAUAUUUAACGUUUUUUUUGUUAAAAAUGAACUUCCGGUUGUAUUUUGGACACCUCUGAGCCGAAGUAAAACCUCAUAAACAACGAUACUUUAUUAGAUAUUUGCGACGGAUUACCUUUGUGUUCGCUUAAAGGUAAAUGUACUUUUAAUACUCAAAUAUUUAUGUCAUUAUUCACAACGUGAACGCCCGCGGACGUCACGCCUGGACUCUCCAGUUUAAAAGUCCACAGCGGCCUCUGCUGGCAAAGUGGCGUUUUUCACCGGAAGUGGCUGUAUCCAUGGGAACCAUCUGCCACAAACUUGUAUUCUCGGCGUGCAAACAUGAGCAAAGACUCGGGUCGGCACGACUUGGCGCGUCUCCGCGUCGAACUGGAGCAAGAACGAGAAAUAAAAGACAUGCUGGAGGAGUCCGUGCGGGACUUGGGCUGCACCAUGAAGGAGCUGCAAGACCGGCUGCACGGUGUGGACCGGGAAGACAACGAGUGGAAGACCAGAUACGAAACCCAGACCGAAGUCAACGCGCAGCUGCAGAGGCAGACCUCGCUGGUCCACGAACGACUGGAAGACCUGCGCGGCAAGCCAAUGGACCGCCUGGCGUCCAUCCGAUCCUAUGACGACAUGCCGACGGAGGCUCUGAGACAACGCCUCAAGCUGCUGACGGACGAGAAGUCACAGCUCCGCAGUCAGUUGAUGGACUAUCGGGUCAGGAUCGAGCAGGAGGGGAAGGCCUUCCACAGGACCAACGACGAGAGGCGGGCCUACCUGUCCGAAAUUGCCAAGCUGUCCUCCACUGUGGAGGCCCAGAGGAGGCAGUACUCCAUGCCGCCACAGAGGGCGCCAGAGAGCCAACCCAGGUGAGUGAGGUGCGUUCAAUGUUCCAACACAAGGACGUUGGGCCGCACGCUAUUAGAUUCUUCAGGGUAACGAUUCCACUCAGAAUCGAUUCUCCAUUUAAUAAAACGAUUCUUGAUUCAAAAUCAAUACUUUUUUUUUUAAUAACAUUGGGUGUCAGUUCUAGGAUGAACUACAUUCUUUCAUAAAUUAGAUCAACAACUCUGAUAGAUUGUUGAAUGCAAUUAUACCCAAACAUUUAAUAAAGUGA
Nerophis ophidion (straightnose pipefish) is the source of this 7446-nucleotide messenger RNA. RefSeq names its product coiled-coil domain-containing protein 169-like. NCBI's taxonomy places the organism in Eukaryota, Metazoa, Chordata, Actinopteri, Syngnathiformes, Syngnathidae. The record is from RefSeq and is a predicted model, not a curated record. The transcript is spliced from 7 exons. The coding region runs from base 6666 to 7202 and encodes 178 amino acids.